UCUGAGGAAUUAGUUGACAUGCUCCGAAUAUUCUUAAUAUUUCAAAGUGUUUACUAAAUAAUAAAUGACGUUGAGGAAGUGCAAUACACAGGCCAACACAUGGGGGGGCGCUCAGGCUCUUUUUCGUUGGUGGACUCGUCAUAACAGAUAAUGAAGAAGACGACCCCUCCUGUUUGGGGCAAAGCUGUCGCUCAACCUUAAGACAAUCAAUAUUUAACUACAAGUACUUAUUGAAGUUCAACUCUAGUGCAAUUGUUACCUAGUAAUAUUUCACAUACUUGUGGCUGUCAGCAAACCUCACCUGCUUUCCCCGGGAGCUCCCAAGACUGCGGCGUUCCAGAGAAGCAACCAGGCUCGGCUAAGCUAACCUAGGCUAGGCUAGGUGGCUAGCUGUGGCGCUAAGCAGUCAGAAUGGAUCUGUUUGACGACCUGCCGGAGCCAACUCAGGCCGGUGUCGUCUCAGCGGCUGUUGCAGUCCUGCCACCAUCCACCAAAGAAGAGAAGAGUGCAAAACGAAAACGAGAGGAUGAAGUGUGUCCCACGAUUCGAAAAGAAGAGGAAGAGGAGGAGAACAAGAAAGUUUGUAGAGAAGGCCUCCCCUUGCUGAGAGGCUACGUGGCGGCGAGGCGUGGCGAGCGUGACGAGAUGCAGGACGCUCACGUGCUGUUGCCCGACAUGAGCACCUGUUUGUCAGCACUGCCCAGUCAAGUAUCUCGGGUGUCGUAUUUUGCCGUGUUCGACGGCCACGGCGGGGCUCGAGCGUCUCUGUUUGCCGCAGAGCAUCUUCACCAAACCCUGGCUAAGAAGUUUCCUCGAGGUGAAACUGACAACCUGGAGAAACUUGUUAAAAAAUGUCUCAUAGACACUUUCCGCCAAACAGACGAGGACUUUCUGAAGAAAGCGUCUAGCCAGAAGCCAGCAUGGAAAGACGGCUCCACGGCGACAUGCAUGCUGGUGCUGAAUGACGUGGUCUACGUGGCCAACCUGGGAGACAGCAGGGCGGUGUUGUGUCGGAUGGAGGCGGAGGGAGGAUCCACAGAGGAACGGCGGCCAGCGACGCUGGCGCUCAGUAAAGAACACAACCCGACUAUCUACGAGGAGAGGAUGAGGAUCCAGAGGGCGGGAGGCACCGUCAGGGACGGCAGGGUGCUGGGCGUCCUUGAGGUGUCUCGCUCCAUUGGAGACGGUCAGUACAAACGCUGUGGCGUCAUAGCCACACCUGACCUGAGGAGGUGUCAGCUGACGUCCAGUGACAGGUUCAUCAUCUUGGCCUGUGACGGCUUGUUCAAAGUCUUUUCUGCUGAUGAAGCUGUCAAAUUUGUACUAGACCUCUUUCAGGAAGGAGGUGCUGACCAGAAGUUGACAGACAAGGAGGAGCAGUUUGAGGCUGCUUGCCAACAGUUGGCCAGUGAGGCGGUCCGACGAGGCUGCGCCGACAACGUCACCGUCAUUCUGGUUUCUAUUGACUUCUGAACACAACAGACACACAUACACAUAAACACACCGUAUGAAUUUACUUUGUUUUCCAAUAAAAUCGUUUUCUUUACUUCCUCUU
Dunckerocampus dactyliophorus (ringed pipefish) is the source of this 1555-nucleotide messenger RNA. It is a transcript of the gene ilkap, whose product is annotated as integrin-linked kinase-associated serine/threonine phosphatase. Bases 412 to 1473 code for a protein of 353 amino acids. The transcript has 10 exons. NCBI's taxonomy places the organism in Eukaryota, Metazoa, Chordata, Actinopteri, Syngnathiformes, Syngnathidae. Gene Ontology annotation, molecular function: cation binding; protein serine/threonine phosphatase activity. The record is from RefSeq and is a predicted model, not a curated record. Gene Ontology annotation, biological process: protein dephosphorylation.